Caenorhabditis elegans is the source of this 1586-nucleotide messenger RNA. It is a transcript of the gene arl-3, whose product is annotated as ADP-ribosylation factor-like protein 3. Lineage: Eukaryota; Metazoa; Nematoda; Chromadorea; Rhabditida; Rhabditidae. The record is from RefSeq and is marked reviewed. The transcript has 2 exons. The coding region runs from base 741 to 1295 and encodes 184 amino acids. Gene Ontology annotation, cellular component: Golgi apparatus. Gene Ontology annotation, molecular function: GTP binding; GTPase activity.
GUCGACAAACUGGGCAAGUCUGCAAAUUGUCGGUUUGCCGGUUUGCCGAAAAUAUUCGAUUUGUCGGGGGUUUUUUAUAAGACGAAACACUGUGCUUUUUUGAAGUUUUUUCCCCCAUUUUCUUAAGAUAUUUUCAUAGAAUUCGUAUAUUUUUCAAAAUUGAUGUAGGAACAUUCAUAGGAUGCGUGCAAUUUUGUCAAUUAAAAUUGAAAUUCUGAAAUUUCCGAAAAAAUACACAAAACCACAACUUUGAGCAACCUUUUUUUCAAAUUCCUUUUUCCUCUCAAAUUUUACAUGCAUCAUAAUAUUCAUCAUUUGAGGAAAUUUAAAUAUUCAUACUUCAUCAACAUAUUUCGAAAUACUUUUAAUCCCAUUUCACCAACAAUGGACUUGUACAUUUUCUAAUUUGCACUUCCCAAAUCUAUCCUAAAAUCAGUUAAUUGUAAUGGAAACCUUCGAGAGCUCAUCACGCGAUUUUUCGCCACCGGCCACUUCAUCUGACUCACAAACGUGCACACACAAAAUGCGUGCUCAACAUUUGAGCUCAGAAGCUAAGAGAUGGGAGGAGCAGAGACGCACGAGCAUGCACGUCUCUAUGGUAACAUACGGGAGCUAGAGAGUAAGCUUCUCUUCUCUCACUUGCAGACGUUGUCCUCAUUCUCUCUCCUUCUCUCUCACACGUUUCCGGUUUUUCGUUCGAAUUCUAUUCUGGUAUUCCUAUCCCUUGACCUCUCACAAAAAUGGGACUCAUCGAUGUUCUGAAAUCAUUCAAGUCACCCAGUGGCCGCGAAAUCCGAAUCCUUCUACUAGGACUCGACAACGCCGGUAAGACGACAAUACUGAAGCAGCUGUCCUCUGAAGAUGUUCAACACGUCACACCGACCAAGGGAUUCAACGUGAAGACUGUCGCCGCUAUGGGUGACAUACGUCUAAACGUCUGGGACAUCGGAGGUCAGCGAUCGAUUCGUCCGUAUUGGUCCAACUACUACGAAAAUAUCGACACACUGAUCUUCGUGAUCGAUAGUAAUGACAAGAAGCGGUUCGACGAGAUGAACAUUGAGCUCGGCGAACUGCUUGACGAGGAGAAGCUUCGCAAGGUUCCGGUGCUCAUAUUUGCUAAUAAACAGGAUCUUGUCACAGCAGCGUCAUCAGAGGAAAUUACCAGAAAACUAAACCUGGACCUUCUCCGCGACCGCACUUGGCACAUUCAAGCCUGCUCAGCGCUCAAAAACGAGGGCAUCAACGACGGAAUCACUUGGGUUGCUAGUAACCUGAAACCGGCUUCUAAAAAAUAGAUCAUUGUAUAAUCCCACACAAAAAAUCUUCCAGGGAGUAUACAGUAUUACCAGUGUUGCCCUAAGUUAUCAAUCGAGCGCAAGUGCUUCUCUCCCCACCAUCUCUAUCCAUUUACAAUAUCUCUGUGGCAGUCUCUCAUGCUUAGUAUCUCCUUUUCCAUGUUUUUUUCGUAUAUCAGUUAAUAAAUAUCAUACCACGUGGAUUUAUUAAUAAUUUUUUUAAAUAGUGAAUGUAAUUGGCAUUUAUUUAAAAAAAUUAAAUUUCAGACACUCAUCAGCUCACAUCCAAUU